UGAUACGGUUAUGGUAGCAGUUGGUAAAUAAGUUGAAGUGGGAGACCCUUGUCUGUCCGGGAAGAUCCCCUCAUCCCCUCCUCGUGCGUAUAUAUCAGCAGCAGCCGAGGAGGCUUGGGACCUCCCGCCCCCUCGAAGCAAUCGACUGGAAUUGGAAAGAAGCGAGGGACGGACGAGAGCAGCGGCGCCGUCGCCAUGGGUCUGCAGGAGGAAUUUGAGGAGCACGCCGAGAAGGCCAAGACCUUGCCCGACUCUACUACAAAUGAGAACAAGCUGAUCCUCUACGGGCUCUACAAGCAAGCAACCGUUGGUGAUGUCAACACAGGGCGUCCUGGCUUCUUCGACCCAAAAGGCAAAGCUAAAUGGGAUGCUUGGAAGGCUGUUGAAGGGAAGUCCAAGGAGGAAGCGAUGACUGAUUACAUCACCAAGGUGAAGCAGCUGCUGGAGGAGGCUGCUGCAUCCACUUCCUAGGCUACGAAAACACCACCAUCCGUAGUGCUGCGUACAUCAAUAAGUAAUAAACAUUGUUAUCUGUCAGAUGGCUCUCGGUCUCAAUUGUUGGUCGUGGUGGAUGUUCAGUGUCGUUUACGGCUGUAAAACUCUUGUGAAAACAAAUGGAUGCUGUCUCAUCUAAGCACUGUAUGGAUCUUCAUCUCUGUUAUAUCUGCAUCCGCAUUUUCAUGCC
Molecule: messenger RNA, 685 nt
Organism: Panicum virgatum (switchgrass)
Lineage: Eukaryota; Viridiplantae; Streptophyta; Magnoliopsida; Poales; Poaceae
Product: acyl-CoA-binding domain-containing protein 1
Exons: 4
Coding region: 196-471 (91 amino acids)
Biological process (GO): fatty acid metabolic process
Molecular function (GO): fatty-acyl-CoA binding
Source: RefSeq, a predicted model, not a curated record